Molecule: messenger RNA, 864 nt
Organism: Sclerotinia borealis F-4128
Lineage: Eukaryota; Fungi; Ascomycota; Leotiomycetes; Helotiales; Sclerotiniaceae
Source: the annotation of a GenBank genome assembly
AUGCCUAGAAUCACCAUAGAUCACAGGGCGCACACCAUACCUCCUAAAUACAUUCGAGAUUAUGUAAACGACCUUCCCUAUUACAUGACUCUAUGUCUACAUCCUUCCACCAUAGGCUCUGUAAUUUGUAGCAUUUUUUGGGAGCCAGGACUAGAUUGCAAUCUUGUCAGCGCCUGGUUUGGUGCAAUCUUGGAAGUCUUGCGGCCUAUCAUUGAAGCCGGAGAUCUGGAAAUGCUUGCGAAGAUAUUCAUUGUCCGUCGACUCAAACCUGCUCUACUGUGGCUUGGUAUAUGGGUCAUGUGCGACCAUGCGAUGCUGGAUAUGUUAACAUCCUAUCUUGAAAUCCACCAAGAGCGAAAGUACUAUGGUUUGUGGUCAUCGCCUGACAUAGAAGUUGCUGUCUGGACUGGCUCUAAACAAUCGUUUUUAAAUGAGAACGUCUCAGACACCUAUGAGGGUAUCGCAGAGCAAGUACCGCGAUCUGAUCUAGUGCGCCACCGCUUCAACUUCCGACUGGCUGAUUUUGCUGAUCUCCGUUUUGGAUGGCAGGUUCCUGGUCAUGUGUCCAAGCAACAGAUUGAGCCUGAGCUUUGGCCGCGCCUAGAGAUAGGGUAUAUUCAACGGGGUUUUCGUCACGACAAGAAUGUCGAAUUGGAUUCUGAAACUGCAAGUGAGACUGAGACUGAGACAAUAUAUAUACCAGAAGGUUUUACAUGCAAAGUCGGCAUUCGACCAUCAAAAGAUGCUACAUUCCAUAUAGUCGGGUACGGGUCAACAGAUGCAGCAGGAGAACGAAGUUUGGAAGCUUUGGUAAUACCAGGGAUUAGACAACAUCCCUGGAUGCCUGGUUCACGGGGUAUUUAG